Chinchilla lanigera (long-tailed chinchilla) is the source of this 1980-nucleotide messenger RNA. RefSeq names its product FIC domain containing (gene Ficd). The transcript has 3 exons. Gene Ontology annotation, molecular function: protein binding. Lineage: Eukaryota; Metazoa; Chordata; Mammalia; Rodentia; Chinchillidae. The record is from RefSeq and is a predicted model, not a curated record. Bases 435 to 1811 code for a protein of 458 amino acids.
CUAGGGGCUUCGGAAGGUGCGGCGGGGUUUAGAGUCCUGGACGGGGCUCGCAACGAGCCGGUUCUGCAGACUGACUUUAGAGCGGUCCUUUGGCCUCUCCGGGCCUCAGUUUACCUCUUUCUGCGGACGUGGAGGCCGAGAGAUUGGCGCCUUCCGGAGCGCACUGCCCCCGGCACCGACGAAGUCCCUGUGUUUACAGCUUGCUCGAGUAUCCAGUUCUUCGGGGAGCCCCUAGCCACCUGUACCCCCACAGCGCACCAAGCUAUUGCACAUGUCCUGGGGCCACCGGCUGGGCUUACCCUUAAGGCUCUGAGCCUGUCAUCUGUCAGGCAUUUCCGGAGCAGAGCAGCGCAGAGCAGGUGCACAGCCCCACUUAGUCCUGCUCUUCCUCAGCUAACUGUGGACAUGUGCACAGGGCCCAGCCCUGAAUCCAGAUGAUGUUCGUGCCAGUGGCUUCGGUGAUGGCAGUGACUGAACCAAAAUGGGUCUCGGUCUGGGGCCGUUUCUUGUGGCUGAUGCUGCUGAGCAUGGCGCUGGGGUCGCUGCUGGCCCUGCUGCUGCCACUGGGAGCCAUGGAGGAGCAGUGUUUGGCCAUACUCAAAGGCUUCUACCUGCUCAGGAGCAAAUUAGACAGGGCACAGCAUGCUGUCACCAAGCACACCAGCCCCUCCACAGAGCUCAGCAUCACCUCCAGGGAUGCAGGGCUGCUGGUGGUGAAGACCAAGGCAUCUCCAGCAGGCAAACUGGAAGCCAGAGCAGCUUUGAACCAAGCCCUGGAAAUGAAGCGCCAGGGCAAAAGGGAGAAAGCCCACAAGCUCUUCCUGUACGCACUCAAGAUGGACCCGGACUAUGUGGACGCGCUCAACGAGUUCGGCAUCUUCUCGGAAGAAGACAAGGACAUCAUCCAAGCGGAUUACCUGUACACCAGAGCGCUGACCAUCUCGCCCUUCCAUGAGAAGGCACUGGUCAACCGGGACCGGACGCUGCCGCUCGUGGAGGAGAUCGACCAGAGGUACUUCAGCAUCAUCGACAGCAAGGUGAGGAAGGUGAUGUCCAUCCCCAAGGGGAACUCAGCGCUGCGCAGGGUCUUGGAGGAGACGUACUACCAUCACAUCUACCACACAGUUGCGAUUGAGGGCAAUACCCUCACUCUGUCCGAGAUCAGGCAUAUCCUGGAGACGCGCUACGCCGUGCCGGGCAAGAGCCUGGAGGAGCAGAACGAGGUCAUUGGCAUGCAUGCAGCCAUGAAGUACGUCAAUACCACCCUGGUGUCGCGCAUAGGUUCUGUCACCAUUGGCGACGUGCUGGAGAUCCACAGGAGGGUGCUGGGCUACGUGGAUCCAGUGGAAGCUGGCAGGUUUCGCAUGACCCAGGUCCUGGUAGGACACCACGUCCCUCCCCAUCCCCGGGACGUGGAGAAGCAGAUGCAGGAGUUCAUACAGUGGCUCAACUCUGAGGACGCCAUGAACCUGCACCCGGUGGAGUUUGCGGCCUUGGCGCAUUACAAACUCGUCUACAUCCACCCUUUCAUCGAUGGCAACGGGAGGACCUCGCGCCUGCUCAUGAACCUCAUCCUGAUGCAGGCAGGCUACCCGCCCAUCACCAUCCGCAAGGAGCAGAGAGCUGAGUAUUACCACGUGCUGGAGGUGGCCAAUGAGGGGGACGUGCGGCCUUUCAUCCGCUUCAUCGCCCAGUGCACUGAGACCACCCUGGACACCUUGCUCUUCGCCACGACUGAGUACUCGGUGGCGCUGCCGGAAGCCAACCCCAACCAUUCCGGGUUCAAGGAGACGCUUCCUGUGAAGCCCUAGCCUUGCGCACGCGCUCUGUGCAACAAGAGAAGCCAGGCAGACGGGCUCAGAGAAGCUUAACAGUUCUAGAAACCUAAUCAUCUCCAAAGGCAGAAGGAAACCUUUAAACAUUCUUUACCUCCAAGAAAUGUUUUAGUUAAAAAAAAAGAAAAAAAAACUAAAUUAUUAA